AUGACAAAAGACCUUGAUAUUGUUGUAUUUGGUGCAUCAGGUUUCACCGGCAAGUUCGUUGUUGAAGAAAUAUGUCGUACAGCACAAGCAAUUCACAAAUUCAAGUGGGCAAUAUCUGGUCGUUCUGAACAACGACUUCUCGAGUUGGCAAACAUCAUAAGCAUAUCUAAUAAUAAUAAUGUACGCCAACCAGAAAUUAUUGUUGCUGACGUUUUCAAUCCAGAAUCAUUACAAAUUUUAACCAAAAGAGCUAAACUUAUAAUUGACUGUGUUGGACCGUUUCGCUUAUAUGGCGAACCUGUUGUAAUAGCAUGCAUUGAGAAUAAUGCUGAUUAUAUUGAUAUUUCAGGUGAAGUUGAAUAUAUUGAACAAAUUCGGUUAAAUUAUCAUGAUCCUGCAAAGUCAAGGAAUGUCACAAUCGUUCCUGCUUGUGGUUAUGACAGCGUUCCUGCGGAUAUGGGUCUAUUAUUCACCAAACAGCAGUUGGAAGCCAGGAAUGCAAUUCCUUCUCAAAUCGAAAUUUUUUCCGGAUUACGUUCUGGCAGUGCUGGUAUCAGAGGAAAUUAUGGAACUUAUGCAUCAAUUGUUUAUGGUGUUUCUAGUGUUCAUAAUCUUCGUGAGCUAAGAAAACGGGUUAACCUUCCAAUUGUGCCUAGAAUUGGAACUAACCUUAAAAUUUUACCUUCUGGAAAAUUUGAUAAACGAAUUAAUGGAUAUAUUAUUCCUUCUUUCACCACUGAUCCUUCUAUUUUGAGAUUAGGACAACAGUUAGAUAUAGUUUUUAAUACUGGUAUUCCACCUGCUCAAAUUUCUUCAUACCUCGUCUUUAGCAAGUUCAAAUAUAUAGCCAUGAUGAUACUUGGCGGUUCUAUAAUUAAAUUUUUAGCAAGUUAUGAAUGGGGAAAAAAUUUACUUCUUAAAUAUCCAAGAUAUUUCAUUUUAAUUGUAGGAUUGUUUUCAAAAGAUGGACCUACACUUGAACAAAUUCAACAAUGUGGUUUUUAUCAUCGUUUUUAUGCUAAAGGGAUUUCAACAAAACGAUUAAAUACUGAGGAAAUGGAUUUAAUUAGUUCACCCGGGCAAAGUAAACCUUCCUCUUUAUUACAUAAUUUACAACCGGAUGUGGAAAUUGUUACUGAAAUUAAAGGGCCCGAAGCUGGUUAUGUUACUACUCCAAUUACGGUUGUUCAAUGUGCUUAUACUUUAUUAACAGAAAAGGAAAAGAUUCCUAAAGGUGUCUGCACUCCAAGCAUUGCAUUUGGUAAAACUUCCUUAUUGCAAAGAUUGAAUGAAAAUGGAAUUGAAUUCAAUGUUCUUGAAGGUCAUUUUGAUAUUUAA
Messenger RNA from Funneliformis geosporum, 1338 nucleotides. NCBI's taxonomy places the organism in Eukaryota, Fungi, Glomeromycota, Glomeromycetes, Glomerales, Glomeraceae. The record is from the annotation of a GenBank genome assembly.